AUGGCUGUCAAGAAAGUCUGCAUUUUAGGCUCUGGCAACUGGGGUUCAGCCAUCGCCAAGAUUGUGGGUGGUAAUGCAGCCAAGCUGGCACAUUUUGACCCACGGGUGACCAUGUGGGUGUUUGAGGAAGAUGUUGGGGGCAGAAAGCUGACAGAGAUCAUCAACACACAGCAUGAAAAUGUCAAAUACCUGCCAGGGCACAAGCUUCCCUCCAACGUGGUGGCUGUCCCAGAUGUGGUCCAGGCUGCCGAGGAUGCUGACAUCCUGAUCUUUGUGGUUCCCCAUCAGUUCAUCAGCAAGCUCUGUGAUCAGCUCACGGGCCAUCUGAAGGCAGGCGCCAUCGGGAUCUCUCUCAUUAAGGGUAUAGACGAGGGCCCCAACGGGCUGAAGCUCAUCUCUGAAGUGAUUGGGGAGCGACUUGGCAUCCCUGUGAAUGUGUUGAUGGGAGCCAACAUUGCCAACGAGGUGGCUGAUGAGAAGUUUUGUGAGACAACCAUUGGCUGCAAGGACCAUGCCCAGGGGCUGCUUCUGAAAGAGCUCAUGCAGACGCCCAAUUUCCGCAUCACGGUGGUGCAAGAGGUGGACACAGUAGAGAUAUGUGGGGCCUUGAAGAAUGUAGUGGCCGUGGGGGCUGGCUUCUGUGAUGGGCUGGGCUUUGGCGACAACACCAAGGCAGCGGUGAUCCGACUGGGCCUCAUGGAGAUGAUCGCCUUCGCCAAGCUCUUCUGCAAGGGCCCUGUGUCCUCUGCCACCUUCCUGGAGAGCUGUGGUAUCGCUGACCUCAUCACUACCUGUUAUGGAGGGCGGAACCGCAAGGUGUCUGAGGCCUUUGCCCGCACAGGAAAGUCCAUUGAGCAGCUGGAGAAAGAGAUGCUGAAUGGGCAGAAGCUACAGGGGCCCCAGACAGCCCGGGAGCUACACAGCAUCCUCCAACAAAAGCGCUUGGUACAAAAGUUCCCUCUGUUCACGGCUGUGUACAAAAUAUGCUACGAGAACCAGCCUGUGGGUGAAUUCAUCCGCUGCCUCCAGAAUCAUCCAGAACAUAUGUGA
Pipistrellus nathusii (Nathusius's pipistrelle) is the source of this 1050-nucleotide messenger RNA. Lineage: Eukaryota; Metazoa; Chordata; Mammalia; Chiroptera; Vespertilionidae. The record is from the annotation of a GenBank genome assembly.